Molecule: messenger RNA, 887 nt
Organism: Anguilla anguilla (European eel)
Lineage: Eukaryota; Metazoa; Chordata; Actinopteri; Anguilliformes; Anguillidae
Product: beta,beta-carotene 9',10'-oxygenase-like
Exons: 7
Coding region: 96-887 (263 amino acids)
Biological process (GO): carotene catabolic process; retinal metabolic process
Cellular component (GO): mitochondrion
Molecular function (GO): beta-carotene 15,15'-dioxygenase activity; carotenoid dioxygenase activity
Source: RefSeq, a predicted model, not a curated record
AUAUGGGGGGGAAAUGACGCGAGGGGACAGAUAAGUCACGCGACUAGUACAAGCAAGCAUCACUUGUCUAGCGCAGGUAUCCAGCGCGUUUAAUCAUGUCUUCGGUGAGAAUACCUGUAGCAGGAACAGUAAGCAGCCUGGGCUCUGGGGAGGAGCAGCACAGCAGAAGUGCUCUGGGCCUGCCGUGUAUCGCCCCUCUGGUGCGGUCGGUGGAGGAAACACCAGAGCCCAUUGAAACCACCGUCCGCGGGAACAUCCCAGCCUGGAUCAAUGGCAGCCUACUGCGCAAUGGCCCGGGCAAGUUUGAGUUCGGCAAGGAGAGCUUCAGCCACUGGUUUGACGGCAUGGCCCUUCUUCACCAGUUCAAGAUGGAGGGUGGCCAGGUGAGCUACAAGAGCCAUUUCCUGCGUAGCGACAGUUACAAGUCCAACAGCGAGAACAACCGUAUCAUGGUGUCAGAGUUUGGGACCCUCGCCAUGCCGGACUCCUGCAAGAAUUUCUUCCAGCGUUUUCUGUCCUCCUUCGAAGUGCUAAAACCCACAGACAACGGCAACAUCAAUUUUGCCAAGUACAAGGGAGACUAUUAUGUCACCACUGAGACCAACUUGAUGCACCGGGUUGACCCUGAGACCCUGGAGUCAAUGGGGAAGGUGGACUGGAGCAAGUUCAUUGCUGCCAAUGCAGCCACAGCUCAUCCCCACUAUGACCCUGAUGGAACGACAUACAACAUGGGCAACUCGUACACCUUUAAAGGGGCCUUCUAUAACAUCAUCCGUGUGCCUGCGGGGAAGGCUGGGCCAUCCGAGACACUAGAGGGCGCUAAAGUGCUGUGUUCCAUACCGUCAUUGGACAGGGCCAAACCCUCUUACUACCACAGCUUUGUCUAA